AUGGUGACCAAAGUGAAGAAGCUAUGUGGGAUUGGGCCAUCAAAUCUGUUGGAGCUAAGAUCGAUUGUGACGAAUUUGGAGCCCAAUGAAAAAGGCAAUGGCCCCUCUAACGAAUUGUUUCUAGCUCUGAGCAAAGUUAAUUUUUCGAAUUGUGUCAAAUUGGGAAGGGUACCUCUCAAGCUAUUGGAGCUCAAGUCUAAAGCUUCCAGAUUAACAGAUAUGUCGUCUGAUAGAAGAUUUCUGCUAAGAUCGACAAUCAGACAAUUUCCUAAUGAUGGCGGCAAGGAACCGGAGAUUGAGUUUGACGAGAGGUUGAGAGUGAUCAAAGUCGUUGAGUUGAUCUCUGGAAUGGGACCUGAAAAUGUAUAA
Striga asiatica is the source of this 369-nucleotide messenger RNA. The record is from the annotation of a GenBank genome assembly. NCBI's taxonomy places the organism in Eukaryota, Viridiplantae, Streptophyta, Magnoliopsida, Lamiales, Orobanchaceae.